Lytechinus pictus (painted urchin) is the source of this 8197-nucleotide messenger RNA. Its product is annotated as probable ATP-dependent RNA helicase DDX60. Gene Ontology annotation, molecular function: protein binding; nucleic acid binding; ATP binding. The record is from RefSeq and is a predicted model, not a curated record. The transcript is spliced from 41 exons. Gene Ontology annotation, cellular component: cytoplasm. Gene Ontology annotation, biological process: signal transduction. The coding region runs from base 1555 to 7566 and encodes 2003 amino acids. NCBI's taxonomy places the organism in Eukaryota, Metazoa, Echinodermata, Echinoidea, Temnopleuroida, Toxopneustidae.
GGAUGGUAGAUGUACUUAGGCGACCUGCAAUGGUCAUUUUCAGGUCAACGUUAAGUUUACAUGCAAGACUCUUAUGACACUUAUCUUCGCAACCGUAAGUCGCUUUCCAACCAAACUUGGAUGGUAGACGGACUUGGGGGACCUGCAUGUUAUGCUGCAUUCGGAGGUCACAUGAUAAGGUCAUAGGUCAUUUUUAGGUCAACGUUAAAGUUUACAUGCAAGACUCUCUUAUGACACCUAACUCCUUAACCGAAGUCACUUUUCAACCAAACUUGGAAGGUAGAUGGACUUGGGGGACCUGCAUGUGAUGCUGCAGUCAGAGGUCACAUGAUUAGGUCAAAGGUCAUUUUCAGGUCAAUGUUAAAGUUUACAUGCAAGACUCUCUUAAUAUGACAACUAACUCCGCAACCGUAAGUCACUUUUCAACAAAACUUGGAUGGUAGAUGGACUUUGGGGACCUGCAUGUUAUGCUGCAGUCGGAGGUCACAUGGUAAGGUCAAAGGUCAACAAUAAAGUUUACGUGCAAGGCUCUUAUAACAAGUGUUAUACCAACCCAGUCAUUUCACAAUGAAGUUUCCAUACAAUUAUGUUACGUGCCCUCGCAAAUCACGAUAUUUCUGGUUAUUUUCAUAAGUGGGCGAGACACAAAAUCGCUUUUGCCUUGUUUUUUUUACAUCCCAUUGUGAUGAAAUUUUCAGUGAUAUGCUAGUUUGAUUUUUCUAUAUUUAGGAUCCCAUAACACAAAGGUUGGUGAUUGAUCGUAAGUUUUAUUUUCACGAUGGAUUGUACAUUGUAGUCAAUGCCCGGAGUCAAUGGAAUCAAUCAUUUGGCGCAUUACAAAUCACAUAUAUUAUUAUUAUUAUUAUUAUCAUAGAAAAAUGUUCUACGAUCAUUGCUAAGUUUUGUGUUACGGGCCCCAGAUCAACAUUUUUCUGGGUGGACUUGACAUUUAACAAACAUUCAGUCGUCCCCCAUUUCACACAUGAUCAUUUUCAAGGUACAUCUCAGACUUUAUAACCCUGGGCCUGUAUUCUAUAACUCAAAGUUUAUAAUGGGUUGUGAGUAAUAUUUUAAAAAAUUUAUUAAAUGCAUUCAAUCGAUCAUAAUAUCAGCCCCACAUUCAGUCACAAAAGGCACCUUGUCCAAAGAGGGAACCUUUUUAUUGUAGACAGAGCAAUGGGUAGUGCUAAAGCCGCCAUGAAAAGAUGCAUUGUGGCACUGACAUUGACAAGGGUUCACCUUGUCAUGUAUGUCAGAACCGCGCAUUGCCCGUAGAAAUCUGGCAUGAAUCCUGCUAGCCUUUUGACAAUGCCUCGCCACUUUUGUUCCUCGUCAAGUAGUGGCUGAUAUGACCCCCUAGCAGCCGAUGGCUAGAAUCCUGCAGGAGUAUACACCAAUCCUCAAUUUUCAUCAUACAUGAAGAGUUGAAGACAAAUAUGCAUAUAGCACCUGCAGAGCUCCAGAUUCCUGCUAUUGCAGCACAGGCUAUAUGACAAGUUACAUAUUUGUAUUGCAUACCCCUCUUGAGUUUUGUAUCUUGUUUUUUUGUAGGGAAUGGCUGAGGGCGGACAGACCCAACAUCUGACUGGUGUUGCCAAGGAUGAUGGUGAUACCGAUGAUGAGUUUGGUGAUGAGGAGGAAGAAGGAGAUGCCCCAAUGGCACAGGACUCAUCGGAUGGGUCGGAUGAAGAAAUAGAUUUGAGCGACCUUGAGUCGAGUGAUGAUGAGGGAAGUGACAAUGAUGAGGAGAAUGAUGAUGAAUCCCCAGAUCAAGGAGAUGCUGAAAAGGAAGGUGAUGAAAAGAAGAAAAGGGAUUUGAAAUUACUCCACUCUGUCUACAAGUUAUGCAAAAGACUGUACAUCUAUGCACCCAGAAUAAAUCUGAACCUUAUGCAUGACUUUACCGAGUCAGAUUUGUUUGUAAUAGACGGUGAUUCUAUUCUAGCCGACAUCUUUGCUCAACCUGGGUUAGACUUCUCACAUGGUGGACAACUGCUUCACUUGGUCUAUCUUGUGGAAUUCUUCCUGCAGGAUUUCCAGGAGCGUGAGGGUCAAUUCCAUGUCAUUUUCUUCUCAGAAGCCGAGACUCUGUGGCACAGUCAUCCACUUGAACUACUUACUCGACGUAGCAUCAUACAACACCUUAAAUAUAAUACAAGGUGCACUGUGAUAACCCAAAUACCCAACCCUUACAGCAAAGAGUGGAGUGAAUACAUCAGCCGUCAUCAUCCAGCGUUUGUCAUGCUUAGUGACGGUGAGUCGGUCGCAACCCACAGGAUGCGCCAGCUCUUGAUACGUUCUCUAAUGCUGUCAGCAGUCAGGAACGGCGUGGAUUGUGCUUUGUCCUCUAAUCUGAGCCGGUCACUGAGAAGCAUUGAUACAUUCUACGUUGAGGCAAGGAAAGUGCACCCUGGUUUCAAGAGUCUAGUUAUCUGCAAGAAUGAUGAUAUUGCCAUUGCCUAUAGACGAGCAACUCAGCGUUUGAAGAGGAAAAAUGCCCAGGGCUACAUUGACACAGAAUUGUCCAUGCUAUGCAAGCAGCUGCUUUCUAGUGUUGAGAACAACAAAGGAGAUCCAAACUUGAUGUCUACUAGUCGUGACCUCAUUGUGGUCAUGGCUUGUGCGGAGAUCAUCAAGGGAACAUCAGACAAAGAACAUGAAAGCACUGACAAAACCUUUUUGGAAGGUGUUGCUCAAGCUUUUCUUUUACAUGUGGUCUUAUUGCAAUACCUCCCUCUUGAGGCCAGAGCUCAAAAUGCACCAGAUGACAAUCUGAUUUCACCAAGCAUGACAGGACUCAUGAAAGAUUUCCUUCAGAAGAUGCAUUAUGCCAUGGCCCGAUUGGUGGCUUCAUAUGGCAAGCUACGAGAAGAACUUGCCGAACUGAAGGGGAUCAAGGAAACCGAGAGUCUAGCAGACCUGAUAGAUGGCAGACUUCUCUAUGUUAUCCUGUACCAGCUUCAGAAGUACUCUGAAAACGCCAUCAAAGUUACUUUUCCGCCUGAUGUUCUUGCAAAGUUCAAGUAUUUAUGGACGUUAACCUGCUCCCUAGCAGGGUCAACUGAAACAGAUGGCGCAAGUCUUGCUGGAGGAUUAUGCUCGGAAGACUGUAUUCUCCUGACUUCACCGGUUAAUAUCUUUCAAAGCACAUCAAAGGAACUUGAGAGUGAUGAUAACUCGACCAACAACAAGAAGGGUCUCGUUGCAGUCUCAUCCCAGAUAAUCACAGAUUAUGCAGGAGAUCUCCUCAAAGAACUGCAAUGUAAAAAUGAAGUCAACCUGCAAUCAGUUACUGCAAGACCCAGGGCAUUUGUGGAGAACUACCACUGGCAUACUGGAAGACCUAUCAAAGAUCACUUCGAGACCACACGGGAAGAGAAAUUUGGUCUUUCAUCCAUUUCAAAUGAGCAGAUAUCGGAUGCUGUUAAGGCUCUUUCUGCAAGUGACCUACGUGAAGUAUUCGCCAUGCUUGGUCUUACAACUGUGGAAAUCAACAACGCCUUCAGAACUGCGCGCGAUGCUUGGAGUGAUGAUGAUAAGAAUCAAAAUGUCUUGAGAGCUUGGCGGAGGAAGGAAGGUUACAAUGCUUCAGUGGACGCCCUUUUGGAGGCAUUGGAGGAAUGCCAGUACAUAGAGGCUAAGAAUAUCCUACUGGCAAAGUGGAGUAGACCAACCCAGCUUACAGACUACGAAAAGAAACGACGAGAACAGGACAGACAAAAAUUUGCCCGCUACAUGCAGAACUAUGGAGAGUCUGUUGAAGGCAAGGUUGGUCUAAGCCAGAAGAUGAUCAUCGUUGACAAGGGUAACGUCUCCGGGAGUAAAGGUGGUGGAGGUGCCCACCAGGGACAGAAGAACAAACAGAAUGUGACAAAGAAAGAGAAGAUACUUCAAGAAAAAGAUCAAAAGGAUCGAGAGAAAUCAGAAUCUGAAGCUGCUGAAAGGUGGUCAAAUAUCCUAACAAACAUCAAGUCAGAAAUAUUGAAGGAGAAGUUUACAUCUGUUCUGAAAAUAAUACAUGACUUUGUGAGUCACUGUGCAUCAGACAAGUGGACCAUAGAGGCUCUGUUGGCAAAGAUGGACUGCUAUUGGAUUGCAUUAAAAGCUGUGAAAACUGCAAGGAACACCACGGACAUCCAAUCCUCUACGUUCAGUGAAGUGUCGGAGAAAGAUCCCAUGUACUAUCCCAUAAUGCUCUUCAUCUGCUGUCAGGAAAUCUUGAAGCUAAAGGAAAAGUUGAGCAAGAAACAUUUCCAUCUGAUAGGAGCGUACAUGAGAGGCCUCGGGUUCACACCCUUUGCUGAGUACAUUGAGGGCUUACAGGGGACAGCAGAAAGCAAAGCUGCUGCUUACAAGAAACCGACUAAAACAGUGUGUGGUAAGAAACUACCAGGCCAAGAUGAAUGUGCGAUAGGGAUGACGUGCACACGAUUUCAACUCCAGUUUGUGGGUCAGUGGAUGAAACGAGAUGAACGCACUGAUAAGGAUCUAAGAGUUCCACACUUCAUCCCAGACACCUGGCAGCGUGAACUUCUUGACGUCGUAGACAGGAACGCAUCUGCUCUGAUCGUAGCGCCAACCUCAUCAGGAAAGACCUAUGCAUCAUAUUACUGUAUGGAGAAGGUACUGAGUCAAAGUGAUGAUGGAAUCGUCGUCUACGUCUCUCCCACCAAGGCUCUAAUGAAUCAAGUGGUUGCGACAGUGUAUGCACGCUUCCAAAAAAACCUGCCUCCUGGGAUGCACGUUAGUGGAGUGUUUUCAAGGGACUUCCGACGUAACGCUAUCACUUGUCAGAUCUUGGUGACUGUCCCACAGUGUUUGGAAAUUUUACUGCUUUCUCCCUGUCGUCAAGAAUGGUCAAAGAAGAUCAAGUAUGUCAUCUUUGACGAGGUUCACUGCCUUGGAGGUGAAAUAGGAGCAGAGGUGUGGGAGCAUUUACUUGUCACUAUUAAAUGCCCAUUUCUGGCCCUCUCUGCCACUAUCCGCAGCCCGGAAGACAUACGAGGCUGGUUGCAAGCUAGUCAAGACUUCAAGCGUCUUCAGGCAGAAGAAAUACUGAAACAACAGCAGCAAGGUUCAAAGAAGAAAAACAAGAAACAACCAGGUCUGAAGGUAGACAACAAAUACAAGGUUGAACUGGUUGUAUGGAAGGAACGCCAUUCUGAUCUGGAGAAAUAUGUCUACUUGCCUUACCCUCGUAAACCAGAUGAUGUGAUUAUGCCAAAAGAUCACACUCUCUUGGACACAUCACAAUUUGUAGCAAUGCAUCCAGUGGGUGUUCUGGAUCUGAAAAAGCUGAAAUCUCAUGGACUACCAGCAGACUUGAGUCUGUCACCCAGAGAGACUGUUAUCCUCUACGAUGCCAUGCUUGAGGUAUACCCGGAAUGUCAACAACUCAAGGCACUGGAUCCAGAUGUAUAUUUCCAAGACAUUCCUGUCUUGGAGAAGCAAGAUGCUCGUAAAUACGAGAGAAAACUUUUGGCUGAGUUCAUGCGAUGGACUAAAAAGCAAGAACAGGAUGAGAAGGUGAUAGGAGUUAUCCACAAAAUACGCCAACCUCUGCUAGAUGACACAAGCAAAUGGUCUGAGGAAUGGAAGAAAGAAACGGGGAGGCCCAAAGGUGGCCUGCACUCUGACAAUGCAGCAUACCUCCAUUUUGAUAAGCUGAUCCUUCAACUCAAUGAGCAGAAUAAACUACCAGCUCUCGUUUUCAGUCAAAAUCGUGGACUCUGUGAAGCUUUAGCCGAGGCGGUUGCGACUUCAUUGGGAGAGACAGAAACCAAACUAAGAGAAGAGUUUAAAAAGACUGAGCAGUGGAAGGCUGCCCAGAAGGCAGUGACAAGACUGGAGAAAGUGGCAAGGAGAACAAAGGACAAGGAAUCUGAUGAGACAUCACAAGUUAAAUCAGGAUCACAUACUCAUCGCCGAUUGCCAGAAACCAACUCUGGGAACCAAGAGGCAGAGAGUGAGAGAAGAGCUUUGCUGGCAGCGAAGCAGUUCUUGUCGAAAGAUCCACUGCCAAAUUGUACUCUCCAGGGCGAAGGCAACAUGACAAAAAAGGAAGUAGAAGAGACACUUAGUCGCCUCCCCAGACUUGGAACAUCAGGCUUUCUUCGUGGGUUGAUAUCCAGAGGUAUAGCCUACCAUCAUGCUGGACUAAACAACAAACAGAGGGUUGCUGUGGAAACCCUAUUCCGAAGGAAGCACCUCAAGGUUCUAACGGCUACUGCUACGCUGGCCCUAGGAAUUCAUGUGCCUUGUAAGACAGUCAUCUUUGCUUGCGAGGAUCUCUGGCUUAAACCACUGGCUUAUAGACAGAUGGCUGGCCGUUCAGGUCGCAGAGGUUUUGAUCUCGUUGGCAAUGUCAUUUUCUACUGCGUUCCUCCGCAAAAGAUCCGGCACUUGAUCACAUCUGGUCUUCCAAACCUGAGGGGUCACUUUCCUUUCAGCGUCAGUCUUGUGCUGAGACUCAUGGUGCUAACACACAAUUCAGAAGACAAGAGAGAUGCUCAUGAGAAGGUUUUAUCUCUACUGAAGCAUCCUUUUGUGUGUCACAAGGCAGCAGACAUGGAGGAAGUAGUGAAGCAUUUCUUCCUGUUCAGUGUGGAUUAUCUCAUACAUGCAGGUCUUCUUGACAUGAGCGGUACACCGAUAGGUCUUUCAGGACUUGCUACUCAUCUUCACUACCAUGAACCAGCAAACUUGACCUUCGUCACCAUGCUCCAAGAGGGCGCUUUUCAUAAGCUGUGCAAACCAAACUUGGAUGGUUCUUUCUCCCAAUCUGUGAUGGAGAAACUAGUGUGUGUUCUUGGAAACAUGUUUGGUCGUAUAACGAUGCCUGGAUCUGUGGUGCAGAGGAUAAAAAGCGAGGGCGUUCAUUCCAAGGUUGUGUUUGGGGAGUCAGUUGUGAUGCCAAAGGAAUUUUCUGACAUCCUCAAGAAGCACAACAAGGAUGUCUUGGAGGUGUUCAGAAGCUACGUCCACACUGUGUGUGAUCAUGCUGUCAAAAGAGACGACGAUGGAGUCAAGCAAAAUGUGCUACCUCUCUCAAAAAUUGCAAUACAGCCACCGGUCUUAUCACCGCCUUCAUUGAAUGCUUCUGGAGAAGAAGGCAACCUAAUUACCAAGCUUACAGCCUCAUCCAACAAGGGCACAACCUUGUCUCCAUUUGUGAUGACAUCUGGUAACAAGGACAAGGAUCUUGAGAAGUUUGAUGCAGACAUAUCUCAGGCUAUUCGUCAAGGAGUUCAUAUAGAACAAUCCAAAAUACCAACACUGAUACCAGCAGAAGACCUUGCUGACAACCGCGGAAAGAAGCUCUACCUGAAUGCAUACACAUAUGACUUCUUCAAACAUGGCUCAAAGAAGCUGAUUGAACGAGAAAACGGACUGCAAUCUGGUGAAACAUUUGAUAAGCUGAAAGAUUUUGGUCUUGUCAUAGCAUCGAUCAGUGUUGCUUUGGAGGAGCUAGGGCCACAUCAGGAUGAUGUCGUGCUUGCUUUCAAACAGCUUAAGAAAGAAUACACUGCAAAAUUUAGGAAUCAGUACGAUUCCAGUAACUUUUGAGGGUCCCAAGGCACCCUCCCUCCUCUCCAUCUAUAACGGCCUUUUGCAAGUGCAAAAAUAUACAUAUGAGGUGAAUUUCUUUUUUUCAACAGAACAUAACCGAUAAAUAGUAUAUGUACAUUCCAAAAGACAAAGCAAGAGAGAGAGAAAAAAAAUAAAUAGCAAGUGCCAAGUGCACAUAUCUAGAUAUCUUUUCCUAGGAAAAAAAAUCAUUCAAUAACUGAAUGACGUAACUUCUAAAUUUUUUUUGAAUUUUGAAUUGUUGCCGAUUAAUUAUAAAAGUGAAGUAUGCAGAGUUUUUAAUUUCUUUUCAAAUUUACUUAUUUGCAUAUUCGUAUUACCCAAUUGAUUAUUGGUGAAAAUGAAUUUGUUUGAACUUAACCCAGAACAAAUCAAAAGAUGGUAAGAUAUUUAAAUGUUUGCAUUUACAUGUAUAUACCACUUGUUUACCCAAAACCAAACAUUGACUCAAAAGAAACUUAAUGUGUGACCUGUGAACUAAUAUACCAAACAAAAUAUCUUAAUUGCAGGUUAAUGUAAAAUUUUGUAACCACUAUUUCCAAAACUCUUCCCAAAAAUUAAAUGCAUGUUAACGUGUAAAUAUAAUGCUCUGGUUCUUCUUCCAGUUUGU